GAACGGUGGGACUGGUCAAAGGAGGCACUGGUUGAAGACCCUGUAACAGCAAUUAGCUCCCGAUACCUCAGCCUGGUCUCGCGUAUCUGGUCACCUCUGUUGCUGACAAGACACCUUCACCGGAUUUAUGCAAUUGACCGCGCGACCGAUGAGUUGGGCUUCCACUACCCCACUGGUGACGUCCUACCAACGCAACCGCCCGAUUAUAGGGCAGGAAGUGGCCUUAAGGAGAAACCGCCAGUAACCUUCCUUCUGCCUCUCGUUUGGACUCGAGCCCCCUUCGUGCUUGGCCUUCACCCUAGGGAGAACUGGGAGACAACUAUAAAGAGGCUUGCGGACGACAUCUACUACGACUGCCUGAAGGUCAAUCACUUAGAAGGUAUAGCAGGCAAAAAAGAAACUUGGAAAUACUUACCGUAG
Dibothriocephalus latus is the source of this 420-nucleotide messenger RNA. The record is from the annotation of a GenBank genome assembly. Lineage: Eukaryota; Metazoa; Platyhelminthes; Cestoda; Diphyllobothriidea; Diphyllobothriidae.